AUGCUCAGGAGGGAAUGGCUAUUGCUCUCCGGAUUUAUAGACUGUUCGAAGGAAAGCAUUCAAAAUGUUCUCACGAUGAAGAAAGCUGGACAAGCUGCGGUCGUUGCAGUAGGAGGAGCUGAAGAAGCCCUUUAUGCUCGACCUGGAGUGCACAAACUCAAGCUGCUAACUCGAAAAGGUUUCGUAAAGCAAGCACUUCGAUGCGGUGCUUCGCUAGUACCUGUGUAUUCGUUUGGAGAGACUGACAUCUACCAGCAGCUCGACAACCCAGAGGGUUCCAUGGUGCGAAGAUUCCAGACUUGGGUCAAGAACCUGAUCGGAAUUUCAGUGCCUUUCUUCUACGGGAGAGGCUUGUUCCAGCUGAACUUCGGCUUUUUGCCUUAUCGAAGGCCGAUCAACACAGUCAUUGGUGCUCCAAUAGACGUUCCGAAGAUUCUUGAACCGACUGAUGAAGAAGUGGAUCGCCUUCAUCGUCAGUACUGCGACGCCUUAUAG
Messenger RNA from Cooperia oncophora, 495 nucleotides. NCBI's taxonomy places the organism in Eukaryota, Metazoa, Nematoda, Chromadorea, Rhabditida, Trichostrongylidae. The record is from the annotation of a GenBank genome assembly.